CGGGCUCGGCAGGACUCUCCGAGCAGCUGCGACCCCACGCGCCUCCCGGCCCAGCUGCCCCGCCGUCCGCGUGCCCUGACGGGAGAGGCCGGCCAUGCAGGAGCCGCUGCUGGGAGCUGAGGGCCCGGACUAUGACACUUUUUCCGAGAACCCGCCCCCGUCGCCGAGGGAGAGGACACGGGUCGGGGCCCCACAGAACAAGAGGGUGUUCCUGGCUACCUUCGCCGCUGUGCUGGGCAAUUUCAGCUUCGGGUAUGCCCUGGUCUACACAUCCCCCGUCAUCCCGGCCCUGGAGCGCUCCUCGGAUCCAGACCUGCAUCUGACCAAAACCCAGGCAUCCUGGUUCGGGUCCGUGUUCACCCUGGGUGCUGCGGCUGGGGGCCUCAGUGCCAUGGUCCUCAAUGACCUCUUGGGCCGGAAGCUCAGCAUCAUGUUCUCAGCUGUGCCCUCGGCAGCUGGCUACGCGCUCAUGGCGGGCGCCCGCGGCCUCUGGAUGCUGCUGCUGGGGAGGACGCUGACGGGCUUCGCCGGGGGCCUCACAGCUGCCUGCAUCCCGGUGUACGUGUCUGAGAUAGCUCCCCCAGGCGUUCGUGGGGCCCUGGGAGCCACGCCCCAGCUCAUGGCAGUGUUCGGAUCACUGUCCCUCUACGCCCUUGGCCUCCUGCUGCCAUGGCGCUGGCUGGCUGUGGCCGGGGAGGGGCCUGUGCUCAUCAUGAUCCUGCUACUCAGCUUCAUGCCCAACUCGCCUCGCUUCCUGCUCUCGCGGGGCAGGGACUCCGAGGCGACGCGGGCGCUGGCCUGGCUGCGUGGGGCCGACACCGACACCCGCUGGGAGUUCGAGCAGAUCCAGGACAACGUCCAGAGACAGAGCAGCCACAUGUCAUGGGCCGAGGCCCGGGACCCCCAUGUGUACCGACCCAUCCUCAUCGCCUUGCUGAUGCGCUUCCUGCAGCAGCUAACGGGCAUCACACCCAUCCUCGUCUACCUGCAGCCCAUCUUCGACAGCACUGCCGUCCUGCUGCCCCCCGAGGAGGACGCAGCCAUUGUGGGGGCCGUCAGGCUCUUGUCUGUGCUGAUCGCCGCGCUCACCAUGGACCUGGCGGGCCGCAAGGUUCUGCUCUUCGUCUCAGCAGCCAUCAUGUUUGCUGCCAACCUGACACUGGGGCUAUACGUCCACUUCAGUCCGAAGCCUCUGACCCCUAACAGCACCGUGGGCCUGGAGAGUGUGACCCUAGCGGGCACAGAGCAGCCCCUGGCCACACCCACCAGCUACAUCACCCUGGUGCCCCUGCUGGCCACGAUGCUCUUCAUCAUGGGCUACGCCAUGGGCUGGGGGCCCAUCACCUGGCUGCUCAUGUCGGAGAUCCUACCCCUGCGGGCCCGCGGCGUGGCCUCAGGGCUCUGCGUGCUCGUCAGCUGGCUCACGGCCUUUGCCCUCACCAAAUCCUUCCUGCUGGUGGUGAAUGCCUUCGGCCUCCAGGUGCCUUUCUUCUUCUUUGCUGCCAUCUGCUUGGUGAACCUGGUGUUCACCGGCUGCUGCGUGCCUGAGACCAAAGGCCGGUCGCUGGAGCAGAUUGAGUCCUUCUUCCGCACCGGGAGGAGGUCUUUCCUGCGCUAGGCCAAGGUCCCCUCCUGGGACGUGCUAAACCACUGGGCGGCGUAGCCUCUGUGUUGGCCACAGACCUGCACCCCACGUCCAGGAGGCACGAGCACCUGCCGUCAGCCAGAGCACAGGAGGACCAGCCAGAAGCGUGACAGCCCCCCGACCGUGUGUUCUGGCUCUGGACAGGCCACACCCGUCCAGCCUGGGCCUAGCUCAGGCAGCCUGCAGUGUCGUACACUCAUUGGCCAAGACCCGCUGAUGGAGGAGGCCACC
This is a messenger RNA of Ceratotherium simum simum (southern white rhinoceros), 1876 nucleotides long. It is a transcript of the gene SLC2A6, whose product is annotated as solute carrier family 2 member 6. The record is from RefSeq and is a predicted model, not a curated record. Gene Ontology annotation, biological process: transmembrane transport. Gene Ontology annotation, cellular component: membrane. Gene Ontology annotation, molecular function: transmembrane transporter activity. Lineage: Eukaryota; Metazoa; Chordata; Mammalia; Perissodactyla; Rhinocerotidae.